Molecule: messenger RNA, 1479 nt
Organism: Monoraphidium neglectum
Lineage: Eukaryota; Viridiplantae; Chlorophyta; Chlorophyceae; Sphaeropleales; Selenastraceae
Exons: 7
Coding region: 1-1479 (492 amino acids)
Biological process (GO): lipid metabolic process
Source: RefSeq, a predicted model, not a curated record
AUGUCAUCAGAGGGUGCUGCAGACAUGCUGCAGCUGCUGGCGGCAAAAUCGGCCGCGGCGCGUCCUGUGUUGCCGCCGCUGCUGCAGCACAUAGCGCCCGUCCGCGCCGGCGUCGCCAUCGCCCACUUCGCCGUGCUACGCAGCACGCUCUGCUGGCAGACGCGCAUGCAGCUCGCCGCCGCCGCCACGCUCGCGUGCGUGGCGCUGCUGACGGUGUCUCGGCGCGUCGCGCCUGGCUGGCGGCGCUUCGCUCUCCUCCCGCCAGUGUUGGUCGUGAACAUUCUGCUGCCGCUCCUCUUCGACGUGCAAUCAGAGCUGAUCACCAGGAUCGCCGUUACGUUUCUCAUGACGUGGCUCGCCAAUUUCAAGGUGCAUGGUUUGGUGGGCGUGUGGAUGGCUCUGGGCCUCGCCGUCAACCGCGGGCCCCUGGCAAUGAACGACUGGGGCUUUGGUCAGUUGGCCCUGCUUUACUCAAUCCCUAUCUACCCCACAGAGAGCCAGUCGGCCGGCAAGUCGGGCCGGCUGGGCGACAGCGCCGGCGGGGGCCGGCAGCUGCUGGUCAGAUUCCUCGCGCAGACAGCGCUGCUUGUGGCGGUUGCCGUGCUGCUCGUGGAGUUCCAGCUGCCAGCGCUCGCCCGAUACUAUGCCCUUGGCCUUUACGGAUUCAUCUCAUUCCUCAUGACCGGCCCCGCCGUGCUGCUGACCGCAAUCGCCGCCAUCGACGUCGUGCCGCCCUUUGAUGCGCCGUGGAUGGUGCGCGACCGGGCGCCGCGAGCCGCCACCGCUCCCGCAGCCGCAGCUGCAGCCGCUUUGCCGUCUGUUUCGCUCGCGGAUUUCUGGGCCCGGAGGUGGAACAACACGGUCGGCUUGACCCUGAGGUCUCUCUGCUAUGACCCCAUAAUUGAGAGCUGCAUUGUGCGGCCAGCGAGCGGUGCCAUCGAGCAGCUAGCAGGUGGCAAGCAGCAGCAGCAGCAGCGGCAGCAGGAGCAGCAGCAGCAGCAGCAUCAGCAUCAGCUCGAGCAGCUGCUGCAGCAGCAGCAGCAGGACUCUCAGCAGCAGCAGCAGCCGUCUGACACAAACAGCGACAAAGUCCAUGCCUCUGUUGCGUUGCGGCCGUCGCGGGCGCGGCGAUUCUGGGGGACCCUGAUGGUCUUUCUCAUGAGCGGCCUGGCCCACGAGCUGGUUUUGGCUUACAUCAUGGCGCCCAAGUUUGUGUGGGGCGCGAGCACGUUCUUCUUCGUACAGGCACCCUUGCUGCAGCUGGAGACCUCAAUCCUGCGGCGCCUGAAGCGGCAUGGGGUCCAGGCCCCCUUCCUCCUGCGCUGGCUCGUCAGCCAGGGAGCCCUUAUGGCGGCAGCCCACCUCUUCUUCUUCCCCGUCCUCGAGUUCCACACCGACACGGCGCAGCGCGUGAGCGAGGUGGUGUCUUCGAACGCGCAGCGGCUCGCGGCGGCGCUCGGCGUGCACGCGGCGGCGUGA